UGCAAAGGAAAGCAGAAAGAAAAUGCAUAUUUAGAGACACGCGGUGAAAGAACUUAACAUUCGCAACUUCAGUUUUUGGGAAUCUUGUGGAAUUACCUGUGGGCAACUGGACUUCCCAGAGUAAAGCUAAAGAUUCAUGAGAUAACCUUUAUAGACGUAACUAGAUAUUUUUUUUAUUUAAUUUUGUGUGCAGUUUUUACUCAAAAGUGGGGUCUUUUUCCACAUAUGGUGUCUUGUACUGUGAACAGUUGAGCAGCUGAGACUACACUGCCAUCUUCAGACAGCUCAGUGGAACUACCAUCACUCACAAGGCAGCAUAACAGAUUCUCGGACUCUUGGAGCUUCGUAGAAAACAGAAACAUGGACACGCAGGAUUGUGCCAGGACCACGUCGCCUGACGACAUCUUAAUUGGUUCCUGGGUCGAUCUGCAAUUCAACAGCAGUGACUCUCCAUACUCAAGUCUCCACGGAGGUCAGGAGCAAAUCUCCGUGUCCAGUGACGAGUCUGCCGACAUCGAGAUAAUGCUGCUGGACGCACAGCACGAGUCGGGCCGAAGCAGCUCCGCAAAGAGCUCUCCUUGCAGUCCUCUGGAACCAGAGACCCUCUAUCUCACGAGCAGCAGCUCAGAGGAAAACCUCCCACAGGCGGAUCAAGACUUCCAAAGAAGAAGACGCAAAGUCAAAAAACUGAGGAAAACAAACCUCGACUCUUUGAGUCUGGCUGAGAUCAUUCCAUUAAACAGUCUACUGAGACCAGAGACCUUCCUUUUCACAAGCAGCGGCUCAGAGGGAAACAUCUCACAGUCAGAUCAAGACUCCCAAGUAAGACGACAGAAGGUCGACAACCUGAUGGAGACAAACUCCGACUCUUCGAGUCUCUCUGUGAUCAGUUCACCAGAUAGCCCACUGAGACUCGAGACCCCCGAUCUUAUGAGCAGUAGCUCAGAGGGAAACAUCUCACAGUCGGAGGAAGACUUCCAAGAAAGAAGACAGGAUGACGUAAACAUCCUGAUGAGGAAACACUCAGACUGGAUAGAGGAUUUGUUGAGUCGAUCAGAGAGUAAUCCACCAAACAGCCCAGUGACCCCCAUCCUCAUGUGCAGUGACUCGGAGGAACACAUCUCACAGUCAGAUCAAGGGUUCCGAGAAAGAAGACAGGAAGUCGACGACCUGAUGAAGGAAACCUCAGACUGUUUGAGUCUGUCUGAGAACAUUCCCCCAAACAGCCCACUGACACAAGAGACCAUCCUUCUCACAAGCAGCAGCUCAGAGGGAAACAUCUCACAGUCAGAUUUCCGUCAAGACUCUCAAGAAAGAAGACAGGAAGUCAACAACCGGAUGAAGGAAAUCUCUGACUGUUCAAGUCUGUCUGAAAACAUUCCGCCAAACCAUGGCGGUGUCUUCAGAGGAGAGGCUUCUGCUGGUCCUGCCAUAAUCUCAGGUUCACUGUUUUCCCACAUUGACAGAUCUCACCUGGCUGAUCUGGUUUUCCCUGAAAAAAGCAGCCUUAAGAGACCAGAUAUUCCCCCUCAUACAUGCAGGUGCACAGAGGCAAACAUCUCACAGUUGGAUCUUUACUUAGAAGAAAGAAGACAGGAAGUCGACAACCUGAUAAAGACGAUCUCUGACUGUUCAAGUCGACCCGAGAUCAGUCCACCAAACAGCCCACAGAGACCAGAGACCAGCCUUCACACAAGCAGCAGCUCAGAGGGAAACAUCUCACCGGGAUUUCCUGCUGAAGCACCCAAAGCGCUCAACCUUUCUCUGCAUUAAGGAGACCAGCGUGUUGAAGGAGGGAGGCAUUCUGUCUUCUGGCUACCCAAAGUAUUUUCUCCCCUCAUUAAUCUUCUCUCACAUAGUUGCUUUUGGCAUAGGGUAAGUACCAUCAUUUAAUGCUAACUCUUGCAAUUUUACAGUCAAACCAAAAAAACACUUAAUGGGAAUCUCCAGAGGCAGAUGCAGAAGGAUCAACUUCUAAGCCCCAAUUUGUGAUGACAAAACAAUGUACAUACGGAAAAAUAGACCCGUUUUCCAACAGUUUAGUAACAUCGCUGACUAUAAUUGCACCAAGAUAGUGUGAAUAAUUUAGUGGUAGUCUCCUAUGUUGGUAUGUAUUAAAAGGGCAAGUCAGGGGCAUGAUAGUGUUGUGUUUGGAUUUUUGGUGGAAAGAAUGCACUGUUUCACCCUGACCUUAAGCUUCAUGAACCUUAAAAAGGUGCCAUAAACAAAUCUGCCAGAACAUGCAUUUUACAUGUUAAAAUUAAAGCUUACUAAGCCAAUCAAAGAAGAAUGACAUCAUUUGUGGUACGACAAUGCCACAGUAGUUUGAUGGUACACUUGGGAACAGGAAGGGUGAGCAGCAGGGGAGUCCCCCAUUUUUUACAAUCGGCAGUUUCGCCAUUAGAUGUCACUAAUUCUCACACACGGGACUUUUAAGAGAGUAGAAGGAUGGGUAAAGGAUGAAGAUGAACCUCUAGUAUGUUUCCUUUAGUCGGUUGCAUACAGUAGGGCUGCGACGAGUAUUUUCAUAAUUGAUUCAUCGACAGAUUAAUUGAGUUAUCGUUUGUUCCUUAAAAUGUCAGUUUUCAUGAUUUCUUUGUUAUAUAGAGCAAAGAAACCAGAAAAUAUUCCCAUUUAGGAAGCUGAAAAAUCGGAAAGAUCGCCUUUAUUCUAGCAAACAUCCAGUUGAUUAAGUUUGUGAUCAAGAUUUGUUUUCAACGCUGUAUCCGUCUCUCUUUCAGGAUAUACUUUGGUAAGCGCAUCGCCUCUCACAACUCCAUCUGAACAUAGUGACAUAUUUUUACGACGCCGUGUCACCUUGACGUGACCAUCAAGCCUCAAAAUGGAACCUUCUUGUAGAUCACACGAGAUGUGGCUUAUGUGAUGUAGCCCUUCAGGGAGAAAACACUCAGUCGCUGCUUUUCUUGUGGCUGUGACACCUGAACACUGCCAGAGACACUGUCCUGGAUGUGGAUAUGAAGGUUUCACCGCAUCCUGCUCCUUACAUUUUGCACAUUAGAAGUGCUUUAUACAAUAUUGAAAACCACUGCCUUUAACUUUUUUUGCACCAAGAAAAUGACUUGAAAGUUAAAAAUAAUGACUGAAUUUAGUUUAGUGGAUAAACACAUUUAGAGUGAGAGUUAAACGUUUAGACACACCUUCGCAUUCAAUGGGUUUGUUCGCUGAUAUUACUUUUUACAUUGUUGAUUAAUACUGAAAAGUUAAAAGUAUGAAAAGAACACACAUAAAAUGAAAUGUUCAAGAAACCACGAUAUGUUUCACAUUUUAGAUUCUUCAGAAUAGCUAACUUCUGCUUUGAUGAAAGCUUUGCACACUGGAGGAAGUCAACUGGAAUGGUUUUCAUUUGACAAAUACAUUUAUUUAUUUAUUAAUGUUGAUGUUACCAAUUGUGCAUUUUUGUUCUGAGAAACGUCAUACAUUUUGCUUAGUCAUUAAAACAUAAUUUUACUUGUCCAAGUUUUUUUUUAUGUAUUCAAUAUUUAGGUUUUACAUUAAAUACUGUAUAUAAUUGCACUACAGUGCAGAUUGGAGAGACAGACCAUUGGCGUUGUUCAAUAACUGAACUGGCAUCAAUUAUUGGCUAUUGGCUGCACUGAUUUCUAAAUCAGCUAUUGAAAAACAUUAUUGGAAGGGUCUGUGCACAGUUCUUUCAAGACUACUGUUCUAAUCCAAUCAGUUAUUGCAAGAACCCCUCAACUAAGUAAAGAAGAUCAUCAGUCCAUUACUUUUAGACAUGAGGGUCAGUCACCUGGGAAAAUUUCAAGAACUUAGAAUGCAUCCAUAAGUGCAGUUGUGAAAACUCUCCAAGGUUGUGAUGAAACUGUCUUACGUGAGGUCCAUCUCAUGAAAGCAAGACCCAGAGUUACCUCCAAAUCAGCAGAUUAACAGCACCUCAGAUUAGAAUCUACACAAAUGAUUCAGAGAGUAAAAGCAGCAGAAAUGUCUCAACACGAAACUGCAUUAAUCAGGCAUCAAUGGUGAAACUGCUGCAAAGAAGUCACUACUGAGGAAGACUAAGAAGAUCAUUGCCUGGGCCAAGAAACACAAGGAAUGGAUGUUAGAUGAGUGAAAAUCCAUACUCUUGUCUGAUAAAUCCUAAUUUGAGUUCAAUCUGCCACAUCCUGGAGGAGGAGGUGGAAAGAUGGUGUGGGGAUGCAUUACUGCUGUCAAUGUUGGCAGUUAUCCAAAAUUCGAGGUACACAUGACCACUAGAACAACCACAAUAUUCUGCAAUGCCGUGUUUUUUAACAAACACCUCACCUCCAGGAUGCGUAAAGGCUAUUUGACCAAGAAGGUAGUGAUAGAGCACCCAACCUAAACCUGGUUUAGGAUCAGUUGGGCUGAAGGCAAAGUGCUCCGCAUGUGUGGAAACUCAUUCAAAACUAUUUUAAAACCAUUCCAGGUGACAUGUCAUCAAAGCAAAGGGUGGCUAAUUUGAAGAAUUUAAAAUAUAUAAAACAUAAAAUAGUUUCUAGUGUACUUAAUAUUAAUUUACAAUGUAGAAAAACCUGCAGGGAAAUCCUCAACAGUGUAUUGUCCAAGGAAUCAUUAGCUUAGUCCUUGAGAGGUUUAAUCACUGUUUCAAUCUGUGCAAUUAUAAAUCAUAGAAAACCACUGUGAACUUGUUAAGCAUAAAGCUGGUUGUUAAAACACAUGGACUGUAUCAGCCUGAUUUAAUUACAUUAAAUACACACUUACAGACCACUUUAUUAGGUACAAGUGUGGGGUGUUCUUUGUUUGUUUAUAUCCCUGUUAGCUUCCACUAUGGUGGUUGCUAAUCUU
Messenger RNA from Solea solea (common sole), 4803 nucleotides. RefSeq lists its product as uncharacterized. Gene Ontology annotation, biological process: mitochondrial outer membrane permeabilization; positive regulation of apoptotic process. NCBI's taxonomy places the organism in Eukaryota, Metazoa, Chordata, Actinopteri, Pleuronectiformes, Soleidae. The transcript has 18 exons. The record is from RefSeq and is a predicted model, not a curated record. The coding region runs from base 361 to 1773 and encodes 470 amino acids. Gene Ontology annotation, cellular component: mitochondrial outer membrane; mitochondrial envelope; nucleus.